This is a messenger RNA of Saccostrea echinata, 570 nucleotides long. RefSeq names its product complement C1q-like protein 4. Gene Ontology annotation, molecular function: protein binding. NCBI's taxonomy places the organism in Eukaryota, Metazoa, Mollusca, Bivalvia, Ostreida, Ostreidae. The coding region runs from base 67 to 567 and encodes 166 amino acids. The transcript is spliced from 5 exons. The record is from RefSeq and is a predicted model, not a curated record.
GUUGGCACUUAGACAAAGUGUCUCUUGCGCUGAUAAGGACAUCUGGGAAUUAACCAAAAGACGACAAUGAAUUCUUUGAUAUUUACACUUGUGAUUGCAGUAGCUCUUUUUGAAGUAAAGGCAGAAACAAACGCUGUAGCCUUUUCCGCUGGUCUCUCUAAAAACCUACAGCUAGCGCACACCGAGAUCGUAGUCUACGAUAGAAUCUUUACCAACGUUGGAUCGGGCUACGACUCCAACACAGGGAAAUUCCGCUGUCCCACCAGCGGGGUCUAUGUUUUCCAAUUCCAUUCCGUUGCUAACCAAGAUAAAACCAUUUGGACGGAACUUUGGCACAAUGGGUACUAUAUUUGCUCGAUGUAUGGACACACGUCUGGUGAUUACGCUUCUGGAGGAAAUUCGGCCGUCCUCCGUUUAACAAAGGGUGAUGAGGUUUACGUCAAGGCUGUAGAUGCCGUAAAUGGGGCCGCAACCAACAUGUAUGGCGCCAGUGACGAGGUCUAUUCAACAUUCUCCGGCUAUAUGGUGGCUCCAGUCUACGAGGAAUUUCCAUCCGUUGUUGGAUAGAAA